GUGAAACUAUAAAGCAUGAUAUAAGGAAAAAGAAAGAAACUCAUUAAGAAAAAUACUAUUAAUAAAGAUUAAAUCACAUAUUUGAACAGAAAUAUCGGUAAAGGAAUAAAACAGCUUACUAGGAGUUAACGUUUUUCACUUGAGAAAAUCCCACAAUAUCAUAACAAUACUUCCUACAUCUCAGCAUGAACCACAUUUUUCUUCUAACGUCACUUUUUUUUCUUUCUUCUAUAGCUUUUGACUUGAUCUUCAGUAUUGAAGAAUUGAUUUUCUCUUCCUAUUCUCUGUUUUUCUCCAUGGUUACAUAACUACGUGAGCCGCCAGCUUCUGUUCCUUGGACCACAAGUUACAUUCACAAUCUCUCGAUUUAACAGAAAGGCUACCACAAAAAUGUCAGAUAGAUACUCGAAGAACACAAUGACCCGGUAAGACUCUUAUAAUUAAGUCUCUUUGUUUCAGGUUAGUUUUACAAUCAACUCUAGAAAUAUUAUUAGCCCUAAUGUUAAUCGUCUGUAGAAACUCGAAGCCACCAGAUCUUGAACUCUACGUGAAAGGAGUCCCAUUUCAUCUUCACAGUGAAACUUUGGCUAAAAAGUCUGCCAAAGUGACAACACUACUCGAGUGUAACAAGAUCGAUGAACUGCGGUGGAUCCUCAAAGACAUUGACGUGGAACCGACAACCUUCUUCCUCGUGGUUAGCUUCUACUAUGGCUACAAGAUCCAUUUAUCAUCUGAAAACAUCCUCUCUGUUCUCUGCACCGCUUAUUACCUAGAGAUGAACGAUGAUCACAGCUCUAAUAACUUGCUGAACAAGGCAGUAACGUUCUUGGAACAACGAGUUCUUAUGAGCUGGAACGAGACAGUGAAAGCUCUUAGCGUCUGCAGCGACAAGAUUCUUGAAAAUAUCUCUGAUGUUGGACUCACUGAAGUCUUCUUAGACUCUCUUCUCGAAAAGGCUCUCAAAGAUCCUAGUUUACUCGAAGAUCUUACUACGUUACCUCUUAGGUUAUAUGAACCAUUGAUCCAAGAAGCUAGUAAGCACAAUGUCUCGAUAGAAAACCUCGUGGCAUCGGUCUGUAACUACGCGAAAAAAUACGUUUUCGAGAUAGAUUCUGGAGAUGAAAGCGUUUCAAGAAACAAGAGACAAGUUCUUGAAGCUAUCGAGAGGCUUCUGCCUCACCAAAGAGGAACUAUCUCCUGUGGAUUCUUGUUCAAAUCUCUUAAAGAAUCGAUGUUUCUCGAUGCUUCUCCUGACUGUCGAAAAGGGUUUGAAGAUAGGAUAAGCAAACAGCUAGAUAUGGCCGCAUCAAAAGAUCUUAUGAUUCUAUUACCAAACAAAGCAGGAGGAGCAUAUGACACCAACCUCUUGAAAACCAUUCUCAAGAGCUUCUACAGUAACUACAACGUCUCUGACGUUUCAAGGUUUGUGAGUGUAGCAAGAAUGCUUGAAGAGUUCCUAUUUGAGGCUGCAGCGAGUGAUGCUGGUUUAAGUGUAGAAACGUUCAAGGCGUUUGGAGAAAUAACGGUUGCUGCGUCUUGCGAUGUUUUGAGAUACUCUGAUGGAAUCUACAGAGCGGUUGAUGUGUUCUUGGAGAGGCAUAGAGAUGAUCUGACUGAAACUGAGAAGAUGGAAGCUUGUAGAGUUCUUGACUGCAAGAAGCUUUCGCCUGAGGCUUGUGAGCAUGCUUCGAAGAAUGAGAAGCUUCCGCUGAGGAUUGUUGUGCAGGUUUUCUUCUUUGCUCAGAAGCAGAUUCAGGAUAAGGUGGCUAGAGAAAUGGAAAGUGUAGAGGAGAAAGAUGAUGAUGAUGACAUUGAGGAUAUGAAUAAGAAGUUGCUGAGGCUUGACAUUGAAUCUGAUUACAGUGAGAAAAGAGAGAUUGAGAAUCUUGAAUGUGCUGUUCAUUGCGUGAAGGAGAAGAAAGAAGAGAGGAAGAUAAGUGUGUGGAGAGAAGUGAAGAGGAAGUUUGGUUGUAUGACUUCUUUGACUGUGGAUGCUUGCAAUUGUCACAUCAAGAAGAGAAAGAAGACUUAUCAUAACUACAAAUAACAACUUUAUUCUUGUUCUGUUACAAUUUUACUUUUGUUCUGUUUUUUUCUAUGUUUUGGCAAAGUCUCCUGUUUCUGACUUUUGCUCUAUUUAAUUUUCCUCCUAUUUUGGCUGUCUCUAUAUGCUGAAAGCUGGGGGGAACGGGCCGAGCUCGCCAUAUCAGCGGUGUUCGAUCUAGUAAAACCGAACCUACUAAAGCAGAACUAAAGUAAAAGUAGUUUGAAUUGGGUAAAUAUUGUAUAAAUCGAAUGGAUAUUAGUUUUAAGAAACCACAAUAAAUAAAUAUGAUUUGGUAUACAAACCGAAAUCAUAUAAAAACUGAACUAAACUAAAGUAUAUAUGAUAUAGAUAACUUUUAUAAACGUAAAUAACUUUUAUAAACGUAAAUACUGGAAAAACCAUUUUAGGUGGACUAACCACAAUAAAAUCGCUAUUUUCUAGAGAAACGGA
Molecule: messenger RNA, 2497 nt
Organism: Brassica napus (rape)
Lineage: Eukaryota; Viridiplantae; Streptophyta; Magnoliopsida; Brassicales; Brassicaceae
Product: BTB/POZ domain-containing protein At3g03510-like
Exons: 2
Coding region: 500-2047 (515 amino acids)
Molecular function (GO): protein binding
Source: RefSeq, a predicted model, not a curated record